AUGCCGCUGGAAGUAUUGGGCCCUCUCGCGGUCUUGGCCGCAGGAAUGAAAGCACUCCCUGGUGCAGUGCUGCUGAAGACUGGCGGAGCUGCGGCCGCUGCCAAGGGAUCCGGGGUUUUCGUUGCCAAAAGCAAAGGCGUCUUCGCGGCCACCCAUGGAUCAGGCGCCAGUUCUGGGGCUACGAGCAGCCACGAAGCUUUGGAAAAGGCGAAGAAUGAACUUCAGAAGGCAGCAAAUGACAUUGACGAGGCGGAGAGUACUGCUAUGAAAAGCAUAAUGCCCCUUGGCUUUCUAACGACAUUUGGUUUCGGCGGUAAUGAUGAUGCCGCAAUUUCUGCUCUUUGCCGUGCACGAGCUAAAGCUGACCACGGUGGUGACCGCCGUGUUCGUCUCUCCACCGUUCCAGACAGGUGCACGUACUAUGGGGAUUUUCUUUGA
Messenger RNA from Neospora caninum, 438 nucleotides. RefSeq lists its product as hypothetical. Lineage: Eukaryota; Apicomplexa; Conoidasida; Eucoccidiorida; Sarcocystidae. Bases 1 to 438 code for a protein of 145 amino acids. The record is from RefSeq and is a predicted model, not a curated record. The transcript has a single exon.